This is a messenger RNA of Ceutorhynchus assimilis (cabbage seed weevil), 689 nucleotides long. Lineage: Eukaryota; Metazoa; Arthropoda; Insecta; Coleoptera; Curculionidae. The record is from the annotation of a GenBank genome assembly.
UUUUUUACCGACUUGAAACGUCGCCAUUUGCCUUGCAAAAUCCGACAACGUUGCCCGUUUUGACAUUUGACAUUUCCUUCAAAAAGUUUCAGCCAUGGCGCCAGUAGCAGCAAAAAAGGAGAAAAAAGAUGUCAACAAAGACAAAUCCAAAAAUAUCAUGCGGGACUUGCACAUCCGCAAAUUAUGCCUCAACAUUUGCGUUGGAGAAAGUGGUGACAGGCUUACCAGAGCUGCCAAGGUAUUGGAACAGCUUACCGGUCAACAACCAGUGUUUUCUAAAGCCAGAUACACUGUGAGGUCUUUUGGUAUCAGGCGUAAUGAGAAAAUUGCUGUCCAUUGUACGGUGAGAGGCGCCAAAGCUGAAGAGAUCCUCGAAAGGGGGCUCAAAGUUAGAGAGUACGAAUUGAGAAGAGAUAAUUUCUCAGCAUCUGGAAACUUUGGAUUCGGUAUCCAAGAACACAUUGAUUUGGGUAUCAAGUACGACCCAAGUAUAGGAAUCUACGGUCUGGACUUUUACGUCGUAUUAGGCAGACCCGGAUUCAAUGUUGCCCACAGGAGGAGGAAGCAAGGAAAAGUUGGCUUUUCUCACAGGCUGAUGAAAGAGGACGCCAUGAAGUGGUUCCAACAGAAAUACGACGGUAUCAUUUUGGCAAGCAAAAAACAAUAAUUAAAUAAAUUUUGUUAAGGAA